Messenger RNA from Paramecium sonneborni, 954 nucleotides. The record is from the annotation of a GenBank genome assembly. Lineage: Eukaryota; Ciliophora; Oligohymenophorea; Peniculida; Parameciidae.
AUGGCUAUGAAUUAUUUAUAAAAAGUUUUUAUUUAGAAUAAAAUUAUUUUAGGCAUAUAUGACAAAAAUCAUUUUGAUUGGCAUGACCCUAAAAGAAAUGACCUCAUGUACUUAUCCACUAUCAGUAUGAUCUAUUCUUUAAUAUCAAGGAAAUUAAAAUAAAUUACGAUCCAUCUCUUAGGACUAUAAAUAUACAACUAACUUACAAAAAAAAACAUAUUAUAACAAAGAAACCUUUAUUAAUAAAGUUGAUGACAUUCCUAUAAAAAAUAACAAAUUUGAAGCAGUUAGAGAAAGUCUCUAUAUAGAUGAUAUUGCUGUAAAUAAUUAAAUUCAAAUUUAGGGAACUAGACCCCAAAUUGCAAAGUUUAAAACAACUAGAGAAACUAACCCAGUUGAACCUAUAUACAAAAUUCCUUCAUAUUAAGGAGCUGAUGUUCAUUAACCCAACAAAUUUAUUAGAGACACAUUAAAUAUAUCAGAUAUUCAAGGAACUGUCCCAAAAAUUAAGAUCUAUAAUCCAAGGAAUGUAGAUCCAUACACUUUUAUUGAAGGCUCUAAACCUAAAUAAUUAAGACAUAUUAUUAAUCCUUAGGAAGAAUAAGACAUGAAGAGAGCCUCAAAUAGACAAGUUAAUCCUCUCUAACCUUUUUAUAAAUGGGGUGAGGAGAUUAUAGGACCUGUGGAAGGAUCGCAGCCUUUUAAUCAUUGCAAGGACAGAAAUAAAUUGAAAAGUCUUUCUUUGUAUACUAAAGACAUAACGGAGCUUAAUCGGACACUGUAAAGAAAAUCCCAAAAGAAUCUUAGAAGCUAACAAAUAAUACAUAAGAUAUAUAUAGAGCAUAAGCUGAUACUAUAUAAAGGGGAAUGUAAACAAAGAGACAAACUAAUCCUUUGCAACCUGCUUACUAAUUAUUAGGAUAAAGUGAACUAUACAACAUGCAAUUCAAAUGA